Messenger RNA from Colossoma macropomum (tambaqui), 11171 nucleotides. RefSeq names its product E1A binding protein p400 (gene ep400). Gene Ontology annotation, molecular function: ATP-dependent chromatin remodeler activity; ATP binding. Lineage: Eukaryota; Metazoa; Chordata; Actinopteri; Characiformes; Serrasalmidae. The coding region runs from base 204 to 9524 and encodes 3106 amino acids. The record is from RefSeq and is a predicted model, not a curated record. The transcript is spliced from 53 exons.
AUGAGAAAAAAAUAGUUAGCAUGAAGCUAACGGCUCGGUGUCCGGAGGGCGGUUAUUAGAGUUCCAGUCCGGUUAUUUGGGAUUGUAGGGUUUAGUUCUUAUUUCUUUGUGUUAGACGUUAAAAACGAUCAUUUCAGUAGAUGUUAGCCGCCCCACGCUUUCGCUGGAUCGUGCUGCUGUAACCACGGUAACAGUGCCACGCAAUGCACCAUGGAGGAGGCCCACCAAAUGUUCAGCGCAAUGUUCAGAGAUCCAAAUCCUUCACAGGUUCUGAGGCUGAGGAUCAACAGCAGCAGCAACAGCAGCCAAUCGCAGUCACUCAGCAACAGCCAGCACCUGCCAGUCAUCCCCAGUCACCGGUGACGUCCUUCGCCCCAGCAGCGAGCCCCUCAGCCCCACAGUCUCCGAACUAUCAGAUCAUCAUGAGCCGAAGUCCUGUCACCGGACAGAACAUGAACAUCACGUUACAGAACGUGGGGACUAUGGUUCCUGGGAACCAACAGAUCACACUAACCCCACUGCCGCUACAGAAUCCAGCAUCCCCUAGCUUCCAACACCAGGCCCCGCAAUGGAGGUUUGAACACGGAUCUUCUUCGUACAUCCAAGUGACGUCACCUCUGCCCCAGCCAUUGCAGCCCCAGAGUCCGACCCAGCACAGCCCGGUUUCCCUGCAGGCCGUCUCCAGGCCAGGCGCUCCAGGCACUGCUCUGGGCGUCUGUGGGCAAAGCCCUACACGCUUUGUCGAGGCUGGUAUCAUGGUCCGGCAAAUUAACCUCAGCAGCCCGCCAGGAAGUGGGCAUUUUGUUUACCAAGAGAACCCAGGCUUGACUCAGCUGGCUCCAACCACAUCCGGAGCAGUGCAGCUGGCUUCGCCUGGGACGCAAGCGGCCGUCAGAGAGAGACGCCUCUCUCAGCCGCAUUCUCAAACCGGUGGCACCAUCCAUCACCUCGGCCCACAAAGCCCAGUGGCGACUGGACCUGCUUUGCCAACGUUGGGCAGCCCUGGUCACAUUACCACCUCUAAUCUGCCUCCUCAAAUCAGCAGCAUCAUCCAGGGCCAGCUGCGGCCCAUGAUUUUUGACAAGACCACCCAAAGUGUGGUAGCAGGUGUUGCCACAUCCGCGACAGCCUCUUUCGGUGUUCCUUCGGCUGUCCCUCCGUCCAGUCCAUCUCGGAACAGCUCUUCUCAGGCGCUCCCAAAUCCUCCUCUCACCCCUACGGGUGUCUGCUCGGUGAAGAAGCUCCAGCCAAAGAAGCUGGAGGAGAUAGCGCCCCCCAACCCUGAAGUAGCUCGCCUGAGGAAGCAGUGCCUGGAGCACCACGAGAAGAAGAUGGAGGGCCUGAAAGAAGUCUUCAGGGAGUAUCUGAUUGAGCUUUUCUUCUUGCAGCACCUGCAAGGCAACAUGAUGGACUACAUUGCCUUCAAGAAGAAGCCGUGUGUGCCCCUCUUCACCUACCUGAGGCAAAAUGACCUGGACAUUGAGGAUGAGGAGGAAGAAGAAGAGCAGUCAGAGGUGAUCAAUGAUGAGGUGAAGGUAGUGACUGGAAAGGAUGGCCAGACAGUGACUCCUGUUGCCAUAGCCACCCAACUCCCACCCAACGUGUCAGCAGCGUUUUCGACUCAACAGCAGUUCCAGGUUCAUCCUGGGGCUGCAGGUGGCAGCAUCUCCAAUCCAGUGGACAUGGAGGCCUUCAAAAGGCAACAGGCCUUGGCUCAAGCAGGUGGCAUGCCCCCCACCCCUCAGUCAGUCCAGAUUGGUGGGCAGAAACAGAACCAGCAGCAGUACGACCCGUCCAAAGGCCCUCCAGUCCAGAACGCUGCUAGCCUCCACACACCGCCACCGCAGUUGCCCGGCCGGCUGCCCCAGGCUGGUCUCCCCAUGGCUGGUUUGCCCCUCACUCUGUCCCAGACUCAGCCCAUGGUGCUGGAGCAGCAGGCCCAGGCAGCUGGGCUCCAGGCUCAGGUGAAGCUGCAGGGUGUUCAGGGGGCAGGGGCAGUGCUCGCUGCAGUCAAUCCACACACACAACUGCAGGCACAACUCCAGCAGCAGAUGCACCUCCAGAUGCAGCAGCAGCAACAACAGCAGCAGCCGGUCAUGCAGCAAGGACAGGCGACUGUCACGCUUGUCCGUCCUGGAGUGGAGGUGUCUCAGCCAGUCCAGCGCCUGAUGUCCAAUUCUUUGUCCACCUCAGUCAUGUCCCCGAGUCCACUCGCCUCCCCUUCUUCCCUCCCCUCGCCCCACCCUUCAGCUCCUGUGCGGACUUCUAGCGCUGGGCCCAGCCUCUCCCCCGCUACACAGUCAAAACUGGCUGGCUCCAACGGCUCCACAGGGCUGAAACUGUCUGGGCUGAGUCAGGGCUCAGCCAGCCAGAACAUGCAGGAAAGCUCCCAGGACAAGCAGGCUGAGCAGGCCAAACUGGAGAGCCAGGUGCACCAGCGCAUUGCGGAGCUGAGGAAGGAGGGCCAGUGGUCAGCAAGCCGGCUGCCCAAGCUCCAGGAAGCCAGCAGGCCCAAGUCCCAGUGGGACUACCUUCUGGAGGAGAUGCAGUGGAUGGCUGCCGAUUUUGCCCAGGAGAGGCGCUGGAAGAUGGCUGCUGCCAAGAAGCUGGUGCGCACUUGUGCCCGUUACCAUGAUGAGGUGAAGAAAACCAUGGAGAGGGAGAAGAACGAGGAGGAGCUUAGGUUAAGGAACAUCGCCAGUGCCAUUGCUCGAGAGGUGGAUUACUUUUGGUCCAACAUCCAACAGGUUGUGGAAAUUAAACUGCGGUUUGAGAUCUCUGACAAAAGACAAAAAGCUCUCGGCCUCCAAAGAUUAGGGAAUAAAGGACAGAACAGUAAAACUGCACAGUCUUCAGGAGAGAAUCCAGAGAAGGAAAGCAAAGCGGGGUCCGGCAGCACCACUCGAAAGAGGAAGACGAGCACGCCACUGUCAGAUGAAGAAGUUGAAGAUGAGGAGAGUACCAUAGAAGAGCAGGAAGCUAUGGAAGUAGCUGCUGACCAAAAAGCAGAGCUUGCAGAGCUCACCAAGGAAGCUGAGGUGCCAUUGGAAGCGCUGGUAAAGAAGUAUGCUGGUGCCUACGCUGAAGGGUUUGAGUGGCCCCAGCCUGCCUGCCAGAGUGAGGAUGAGGAGAAAGACGAAGUUGAAGAUAUGGAUAGUUCUCCACUGGAUAGUCCCCACGAGGCGGUUCUGAUUGAUUCCCUCUUGAGUGACGAGCAGUACCGUGGAAACGAACGGACCAGCAGCUCCUCUGGAACCGACGGCAAGCCCUUAAAGGAUAUAGCAGAAGUCUCCAGGGCAACAGACCUCAUCCUGCCUAAAGGCAGUGCAAAGACUAAUCCAACUACACGACUCCCUGUGCCCUCUCUCCUUCAUGGCUCUCUGAGGGACUACCAGGUAGUUGGUGUGGAAUGGCUGGCCAACCUGCACCGCAAACACCUCAAUGGCAUCCUAGCGGAUGAGACCGGCCUGGGCAAGACUGUCCAGACUGUGGCUUACCUUGCACGCCUUGCCUGCCAUGAAGGUAUUUGGGGGCCUCAUCUGGUGGUGGUGAGGACCUGCAAACUGCUGAACUGGGAAAUGGAGUUCAAACGCUGGUGUCCCGGCCUCAAAAUCCUCCUAUAUCUGGGCAGCAAGAGAGAACGCAGAUACAAGCGGAAAUGGUGGGGUGAGCCCAACAGUUUCCACGUGUGCAUAACAGCAUAUAAAGUGCUGCUAAAGGACCAGACUCACUUCCUGAAGAGACGAUGGAAGCAUCUGGUGUUAGAUGAGGUGCAGCUGAUCAAAAACAUGACUGAAAAACACUGGGAAACCAUCUUCAACAUCAAGAGUCAGCAGAGGAUCUUGCUGAUCAGCAACCCUCUGCAGAACACUCUGAGAGAGCUGUGGACUAUGAUUCAUUUCCUCCUGCCUGGAAUCACACGCGCGUACCAUGACUUCCCCGUCAAACCCGGCACGGACCAGAACCAGGACUACUGUCACAAGCUGGUCAUCAGAUUACAUAGGAUGAUUCAGCCCUUCAUUCUGCGCCGCUCUAAAAGAGACGUGGAGAAACAGUUGCCUAAGAAGUAUGAGCACAUCCUGAAGUGCCGUCUUUCUGCCAGACAGAAGAGCAUGUAUGAGGACAUCCUCACACAGCCAAGCUCUCAGGAGGCCCUGAAGACCGGACAUUUCGUGAGCGUUCUGCAGGUCCUUAUGCAGCUGCAAAGGAUCUGCAACCACCCAGACCUGAUCCAGACCAGAGAUACAGCCAGUUCCUAUACCUGCCAACCCCUGCAGUACAAUACACCAUCCCUGCUGCUCACAGCCCUGCAACAGGACCAGUGGAAGACUGUGGACUUAUCUCUGUUUGACCUGAUUAAUAACGAGGGCAGACUGACCCGCUAUGAGACCAAGGAGGUUCUGCCCAAACUCAGACUGACCCAGCAGCUCAUUGAGGAAAUCCACAGCGCUCCUGAUCCUCCACCAAGACCCAAACCCUGCAAGAUCAAACCCAUGAGGCUGUUCCAGCCAGUGCAGUAUGGUACUAAACCAGAGGGGCGUCUUUUGCCCCUGACGAGCAGUACUCAAGCCCAGCGCUCUACUGCUGCUACCACAACUGCCCCCACCACCACGACUGCACCUACUGCUGCAGUUCAGAGCAACCAGCCCAGGGGCAAAUCACCUGUCACUACCACUUCAUCUACUCCAACCCAAACAGCUACCAGCUCACCAGGACUCCCCGUUGCAGCCGUUCCCUCUGCCCCCACCUCUACCAGUCUUGCUUUGGCUGUGGCAGGGGUGGGUGCUGUACCCCCCAGGUCUGGUGUUGCUGCCCAGCCUGCAGCUACCCACCCCCUGCAGCCCAGCCUACUCUCUCAGAGGCUGGUCCUCAGCCCCCAGGCCCAGGCUCGCUUGCCUAGUGGAGACGUGGUAAAGGUGGCUCAGUUGGCGUCUAUAACUGGAGCACAGAAUCGGAUUGCACAGCCCGAGACGCCGGUCACGCUGCAGUUCCAGGGCAAUAAAUUCACACUGUCCCCCAGCCAGCUGCGUCAGCUCACCACUGGACAGCCUCUCCAGCUGCAAGGCAAUAUUCUCCAGAUCGUGUCGGCCCCGGGGCAGCCCAUCCUCAGACAGCAGGGGUCCAUGGUGAUGCAGGCCGUGCCUCAGGCUGUGCCUGUUCAAAACUCCACAGGCGCUCAGGGUGUUGUUCCUCCUGUAACGUCCACACCACCGCAGGCUGGUGUGAGUUCUGGUGCGGCAGUAACAACCUCCGCUGCCACUGAUGCAGGCACCAACACCAAGCCGUCAACUAAUGCCACAUCACAAGAGUCAAAUGAGAAGAGGAGUCGACAGCUGAAGGAGCGUUUGGCUCAUCUGCUGAGCAUUAAUGAGCGGCGUGUUAGUCGCUCUGUGCUGUAUGGGAUGGACCUACUCGAGGCCUGCUCUGUGACUGAAGGACACUCCGCUGCUUCUCUCUUCGCUCCUAAACACUCACGCUGGCUCUGGACGGGCAGGGAUGCCUGCCUGAAAGCCCAGCAGGACGAUGUUUCCACUGUGGAGCCACUCCGCUCGGCUCUAUUGUCCCACAGAGACAGGCUGCAGGCCGGGGACAGCCUGAUGAAGAGGUUGUCUUGUGUACUUCCUGCUGCUGUAGCCCCGACCCCUCAGCUUUAUGCAUCCAAUCCUCCACCAUCUUACAGCCUGAGACAGAAGUCAUUCGUGCGUCAGCUGCGGAAAGCGUCCGCCCCUUAUAAUCUGGAGGUCCACAGUCUGGCCUGCCCUUCGCUGUUCGAGCUCCCUGAUAAACACAUGCUGGAGAUGGACUCGGGUAAGCUGGAGGCAUUGUCUAUCUUACUGCACAAGCUGAAGGCGGAAAACAGGAGAGUGCUCAUAUUCACUCAGAUGGCCAGCAUGCUGGAUAUUCUGGAGGCAUUUCUAGAUCAUCGCCAUCUUACCUAUGUGCGCCUAGAUGAGAGUCUGUCCCUCGAGGAAAGACAGGAUCAGGUGAAGCGGUUUAACCGUAACAAGCGCUUCUUCUGCUCCAUCCUGACAAAUCGCUGCUGCUCUGCUGUGGGUCACGUGUUUGAUGCGGACACCAUUGUGUUCUACGACACUGAUCUAAACCCCAGCAUGGAUGCCCGCACACAGGAGUGGUGUGACAAGAUUGGCCGCUCCAAGGACAUUCACAUCUACAGGUUGGAGAGUGGGAACUCCAUUGAGGAGAAGUUGCUGAAGAACGGCACUAAGGACCUGAUCAGAGAGGUUGCAGCACAGGGCACGGAUUACACCCUCGCAUUCCUCACUCAGCGCACCAUUCAGGACCUGUUUGAGGUGGAGGCAGGCUCUGGGGAGAAGGUGGAGGAGUUUGUGGUUCUGCAUCAGGAUCCGUCUCCAGCAGAAUCGAUCCCUCCUCAUGUGGCCAGACCAUACAUACAGGCCCUGAACACCAUCACCCUGCAGACACUUCACUCCGAGGACGAGCAGCAGGAGGACGAGAGAGCGGAAGAGGGCAGAGAAGAAGUGAUGGUGAAAGGAGAAGAGCAGUUGGAGGAUGAGGGCGAGGCAACAGAGGAGGCCUCCCAGCUAGAGGAGCUCACAGCAGUCAUGGAGCAGCUGACUCCUAUAGAGCGUUACGCCCUGCACUACCUGGAGUACCUGCACGUCAGUGAAGAUGAAACGAUUGCCAAGGAGCGUACAGAAGCUGCUAAGAAAAGCUGGGAGCUGCAUCUGCAGCAGAAACUGAAGGUUGAGGAGGAGGAGCGGAUGGUUCUAGAAGAAGAGGAAGAUCUCUUUACGUACACUAGAGAGGAUGCUUACAACAUGGAAUACAUAUUUGAGAAUGAGGAUGGUCAGACAGAAAUUAUGCCGCUCUGGACCCCACCAACCCCACCUCAGGAUGAUAACGAUAUCUAUAUUGACUCUGUGAUCUGCCUGAUGUAUGACUCCGCUCCCAUGCCUGAGUCCAAACUGCCCCCAGUCUACAUCCGCAAGGAGCACAAGAGGCCCAAGAUGGAUCCUUCUGCCGUGGGCCGUAAGAAGAAGAAGGGUCAUGGUGAGGCAGUCAUACCACCUCGGUCACUCUUUGAUAAGGCCAGCAUGGUAAAGGUCCGGCGAGAAGGGAAAGACCAGAAGAAGAACUUCUCCCUGAAACAACAGGCUCCCUUUGCCAAGCCACUGCCCUCACUGGCCAAACCUGCCAUGGAGGCUGGACAGGACAACCCAGAGUGGCUCAUUAGUGAGGACUGGGCUCUACUGCAGGCUGUGAAGCAGCUGCUUGAGCUCCCUCUGAACCUGACCAUUGUGUCUCCGGCUCACACUCCAAACUGGGACCUGGUGAGUGACGUGGUGAGCUCCUGCAGCCGGAUCUAUCGCUCGCCCAAGCAGUGCCGCAGCCGCUAUGAAAACGUCAUUAUCCCCCGCGAGGAGGGCAAGUUGAUGUAUGAAGCUAAUCCCAAGAAGAAGACCAAGAGCAUCUAUAAGUCGAAGAACAGUCGUCCUCUGCGCACGUGUCAGAUCUACACUCAGGAUGACAAUGCCACUCAGAUACAGCUUUACAACAACCGCUUUGAGCUCAUGAAGAUCAUCGCCAGCAAGAGGAGCCCUCCUAUCAAACCCCUGCUGGGUAUGAAUCCAUUCCAGAAGAACCCAAAGCAUGCUUCAGUGUUAGCUGAAAGUGGGAUCAGCUACGAUAAGCCGCUGCCUCCCAUCCAGGUAGCAUCUCAAAGAGCUGAGAGAAUCGCUAAAGAGAAGAAGGCUCUAGCAGAUCAGCAGAGGGCACAGCAGUUAGCUCAACAGCAGCAGCAGGCAGCUGGAGCUGCCCAAGGCCAAGUAGCUGCCACCCAGCCUCAAGCCCAGCCACAGGCUGCUGCCACUGGACCACAAGCAGCUGGAGUCCCCCAGGCCAACCAGCAAGGAGCUGCUGCAGUCCCCAACACUGCUGUACUGGCUGGAGCUAUCAAGACAGCUGCUGCUGCUGGAACAGGCAUUCAGACAGCAGCUACAGUGGGGGGUAAUGUGAUCGUAAACACGGUGGCUGGAGUUCCUCCAGGCCAAUUUCAGGGCAACAAACGACUAGCUUCUCCUGCCAUCCCUGGAGCUGUGGCAGCUGCAGGUACUACUACAGCGCAGGUGGUUCACACCCAGCAGAGGGCCGUCCCUGCUGCCCCCGCCCCCACUGAAGUUGUCACCAUAGCCACUCCGGGCAUUCGAGCUGUUACCCCAGUGACUGCCUCAGCUGUGGUGUCCACCAGUCUGUCUGCGGGCCAGUCACAGACGCGCUCGCUGGCAGCUCCAGCGGGGAUACAGAAGCUUUCACCUGCGCAGCUGCAAAUAUUGAGGCAGCAGCAGCAGCUCCAGCAGAUCCAGCAGCAACAGCAGCAACAGGCUGGUUCUCCUCAGAUCAAAGCAGGAAACAAACCACAGCCGGACUUGCUGAAAAUGAGUAAGCAGAAGCUGCAGAUGACUCCGCAGCAGCAGGUUGCGGCGGCAGUCGCUGCAGCUCAGGGUCAGCAGGCCACAGUUACCCAGACGCCUCAGCAGGUUCAGGCUGCCCCGGCGCCGCAGCCCAGCCCGCAGCUCACUGCAGUGGCUGCACCCAGAGCUACAACCACCGUCCUCACCGCGACCCCCGGCCCCAACCUGCAGGUGACCAGACUGGCACGAGUUCCGGUUACAUCUGCUCUCCAGACACAGCCAGGUCAGCCUGCUCAGGUCACACUGACCAAACCUCCUCCGGUGGUGUCCGUGCCAGCUGUGGUUUCCUCCACAGGGGUCACCACACUACCCGUCACUGUGGCCGGCAUCAGCGUGGCCAUCGGACAGGCCCAGAAAGCAGGUGCUCCUGUUGUGGCACACCCGUUACAGGUGCAUCAGUUGCUGAGGCAGAAGCAGGCAGCAGCUCAGGUGGCCGCAGUGCAGCAGAAAGCAGCACAGCCUCAACAAACACAGGCUGCAGUGCAGCAGAAGUUGGCCACUCAGCAGGCUGCUCAGUCAGCAGGUCAGGUCCAGCAGAAGGUGACGUAUGCAACCACUCAGCUGCAGCCAGGCAUAAAGACCCAGUUCUUCACCACCUCCAUUGCCACCCAGAAACCUGCCACCACACAGCAGAUACAGGUUGCUAAAUUCCCUCAGAUAGUGCAGCAACAGAUAGUGUCCCCACCCCAGCAGAUCCAAGUGCAGAAUCAGACGGUGGCUCUGACCCAGGCGGCCGCAGCAGUAGCCGGAGCGUCCACUCAGGCACAGGUUCAGGUGAUACCUGCAGCCUCCGGCUCCGCCGCACAGGUCGUCCAACAGAAACUGCUCCAGCAGCAGCAGGUCGUCACAGCGGCUGUUACGCCCGCUGCCGCCGCAUCCCCCCAGGUUCAGACCCCGGCCCCUCACAGCCCGGCCCAGCCGCCACAGCAGCAGAGCGUCACGACGGCCCCUGCGGGCGAGGCAGCGCCACAGCAGCCUGGCACACCCCAGCCACAGCAGGGCAAAGGAAACGCACGCACAGGAGCAGCCAUGCGCUCAAAAACUCCCGCCAAGCCCAGCGGAGGCAGCUAAACACACUCGCACGUCAUUGCUGUCAUAUCAAAACCCUCGUUCCGUUUUUAUUUUUCUUGUACCAUUUAAAAACUCCAGCUGCCCUUACGUUGUGUAACAUUUCAAUAUGAAUGGACCGACAGAAAUGGUCCAGAAUUAGUUGGCAUAAAACGUUGUUACAUUAAUGUAUCAUUACUGUCCAAAAAAACUUGCAUCUUCAUUUUUUCGAUUUUUAUUUUUCUACAUCGUUUGAAAACACUGUGGAAGUUUCAUUAAGUACGGACCAAUAGAAAUGAUCCCAGAUAAGUUCUAAAUCUCUUUACAUUAACUUUGUUCAAAAGUUAAAUUCUUUUUGCAUUUUCCUGGAGAUGCAAGUGUCUGGGUUUUUGGACAGUAACUAUACGUUAAUGUUAAGAACAUUAUUCUCUCUUCCCUGCAAAAUGACCGUUUGUUACCAUUUUUUAGGUGACGAGGUUUUGCUACGACAGUGACGAUAUGCAGGUACAUGAACAAGUACCUGGACUGCACUCACCACUUCAUCAUACUUUCGUGAAGCUCCACUGACUGACAUGAGGACAAACUGUAUGUUCGUUCAUUCAGUGGCCGCUCAGUUAUGCUGUUGAUGGGCAGCAUAACGUUUGCUUUCACACGAAAUGUCACACCAACGCCGACCAGUCUCAUCGUACCUGUUGGUUCUCUCUCUCUCCCUCUCUCUCCCUCUCUCUCUCUGUAUAACUGGUAACUGAUCAGUCCUUGUCAUAACGUAUCAUUAAGCUAUAGACUCUCCUCAUUGGCUCAGAGAGAGGCUGUGUGGAGACUGGUCAGUAUUGUCAGUGGUGGUGGCAGUUUUUUUUAAACUUGUGUGCCCAGAAACUCAUUAGUGUGGCUGUUCUGCUUUACCGGACUCUAUUAUCAUGCUGUAAAAUGCUUGCUUUUUUCUACUGCACCUUUAUUGUUUAUACAGCUGUGAAUGUUAGCGCACUCCGACACCCUUGGAGAGUAUGAGUUAUGAAAAAUCCAGGAAUAUCCACGUCUGUGCCGCAGGUUGGAUCCUCUACAGCACGUCUGGCAGGAUGACUGGUAUAACACAAUUUCCAGGCAAUCCACCACCUGUUGGUAAUGUGUUGCUAAAUGUGCGUUUUCUGCUAUUCUGGCUUUUUUUAAACAUAUGUGUAUUUGUGUAAGUGAGUAUCCAUCUGAACUGUGUACUUCUUUGUUUAGUUAUGGCCACGUAAGUGUGAGAACAUCCCAGUACGGAUGUAGAAUUAGCAACUAGCCAUCGCUAUAUGUAAACAUUGAGGUUUGGGAAGAUUUUAAUAGACACCCACAAAACCACAGUGAUUAGAACCCCCCACAUCCUGCAUUAUUAUCAGGAUGCUAUUAAAGCACUACUGAGACUCAAGCAGGUUAGAAAGCAAAGCCAUCGGUGUUCAAAAAAUGAAUAGAAGUGAGUUGUUUGAGGUUUUUUGGCUGUUUUUAGUGAAUGAUAGCGAUGUCUUUAAUGUGCUGUGUUGUGUUAAAUCUGAGAUUGUUACUCUAAUUGAGUCAGAGGUCAGUAGUAGCUCGUUAUUUAAACUGUCACUGUGGGGGUUUCAUCAUCAAGCUGCUUGUGAAAAUGCAGAAUUAAAAGAAAAGGCAGUGUAAAUGAUCCAAAUCAGUCUUCUCUAA